Messenger RNA from Kickxella alabastrina, 1829 nucleotides. RefSeq lists its product as uncharacterized. Gene Ontology annotation, biological process: chromatin remodeling; regulation of transcription by RNA polymerase II. Gene Ontology annotation, molecular function: transcription coactivator activity; protein binding; chromatin binding. The coding region runs from base 194 to 1699 and encodes 501 amino acids. Gene Ontology annotation, cellular component: SAGA-type complex; nucleus. The transcript has a single exon. NCBI's taxonomy places the organism in Eukaryota, Fungi, Kickxellomycota, Kickxellomycetes, Kickxellales, Kickxellaceae. The record is from RefSeq and is a predicted model, not a curated record.
CUUCUUUGCUCAACCAAAAAUAUAUUUUACAGUUUUAAAAAGUGUGGCGGUCUUCUCCCUCUUCGAUCGCUUUUCUCUUUUGAACUGGCUCCCAUUACUUGUUAUAAUUGAAAGCUCGUUAUCGUGUUUGCUCUCAUCCCUAGUACUCCUCACACACCUUAUAUAAACACUAACUAACCACAGCAGCUAUCCAAUGAUGCCAACCUCAGUUGUCCAGCAGACUUUCUGGGAUCGCAUUCCCAAUGCCACCAGCAAGCUGGCAAUACUGGGCAGAAGCGAUUUUACAAAAAAGACGGGCAGCGGCAAAAAUGCGUGCAACGGCACCUUUGAAGCAGCCGAUGUACCGGUAGCACGUAUCAACAAGCGCAAGCAAUCUCACCCAAUGCGCUCGCCGCUGUCACCAUCCACAAGCACCGAUUCCUGCCCCAAAACACACGAUGCAAGCGCAAAGGUGCGCUGCAUCUCUCUUGACCAGCACCUGCCAGAAACCCGGGCGCUGCAUGCGGUGGACACGCCCAACUUGAGCCGAGCAUUCUGCCUCUCGUUCUCUGACGACUAUUCACGCAACCCACACCAGUACGUUCAGGCUCUUAUCGACAGCGAGAGCAUGCUCACCGUGACCACGGCGCCGUUAAGUAAGUCGCAUAGCAGCCGGGUGCGGCAGGGCAGCACCGGUCGUGGAAACACAAACCGCGGUCGCGAGACACAUAGCGGCGGCCGCGCGAAUGCAAAGCAGGGCGGUGGGUCCAAGCGCAACCGGGCCGCUCGCUUCCACAAUCUGCAGCUAGAGCAGACCAUAUCAGCGGCGCAAUCCGAGAACGAGGAUGCGAAUUCCGUCACUACUGUGACCAGUGAUCUCAACGAGCUGGCGGACAUUGAUAACCAGGUGCCCAGCACGCCAGUGAGCAGCCAGCAUCGCCUGGCGGCAAAGACAGAGUCAUUUGUGGAUUUGGGGCCCACCGAUGACUCCGAUGCGUCAAAGCUGCCGACGCCGCAGCUGAUGCUGCCACUAUCACCAAAGACCGCCACCAGCCACAUCAGCAGCCACAGCGAUGAGAAUAACAACAGCAAAAGUGGCAGCAUCAAUGAUCCUGCAUUGUAUACAGAUCACUCUACGCCCACACAGCAUGCCGCAGACCACAGCGAUUUUGCUGAGGAUGACGGGGACAUUGCAGAGCCGGCGGUUGCAGAGUCAGCGGUUGCAGAGUCAGCGGUUGCAGAGUCAGCGGUUGCAGAGUCGGCAGUUGGGACCCCAGCGUCCCUGCAUUCGUCCAUAGCUCCAACCCCAACCCCACCGCCUCAGCCGCCGCAUGAGCUUGGCGAGGACAAUAUGCCGUCGUACCAGCGGCUAGGGCAGGAGCUCACAGACGACGUGUCGCUAAUAAUUCCGCCCAGCGCAAAGUCUACAGUGAAGUGGGCCAAGGCCGAGCCCAUUGACAUUGCCGAUCGCCCGCUGGCCGACAAGCUGGCCUCUGCCGAGCGGCAUUGCUGUUCUGUUCUGCGAAUCCUACCCGAGCAGUACGUGGCAAUCAAGCAGACGCUGCUGCGUGAGGGCUGUUCUCGUUUGCCUGGUACUUUCAAAAAGCGCGAUGCGCAGCGUCUCUGCCGCAUCGACGUCAACAAGACCAGCAAGAUAUACGAGUGGUUUGUGACCAUCGGCUGGCUGCCCGCUGGAAACGGCGUUUACACGCGCCCGUAAUAAAAUUCUCGUUAGAAAUCAAAAAGGGCUUGGCAGAUGAGGGUCGGAUGACGGGAUUGCGGAAAUCACUUCAAAAACCGCUUGCAUCAUUUUUGUCUUUCAACCCCUUUUUUCACCCUCACCUCCAUUU